This is a messenger RNA of Rana temporaria (common frog), 3501 nucleotides long. It is a transcript of the gene TTK, whose product is annotated as TTK protein kinase. The transcript is spliced from 22 exons. Gene Ontology annotation, cellular component: nucleus; spindle; kinetochore. Gene Ontology annotation, molecular function: protein binding; ATP binding; protein serine/threonine/tyrosine kinase activity. NCBI's taxonomy places the organism in Eukaryota, Metazoa, Chordata, Amphibia, Anura, Ranidae. The record is from RefSeq and is a predicted model, not a curated record. Bases 15 to 2813 code for a protein of 932 amino acids. Gene Ontology annotation, biological process: mitotic spindle assembly checkpoint signaling; chromosome segregation; meiotic spindle assembly checkpoint signaling.
ACUCGGCAUCGCGGAUGUGCACAUUUCAAACUUGCAGCUUCUCGUGUCGUACAGUGCUGGGGUGGGGAGUGUGUUGUACCGGGAAGAGAGCGGAGUGGAAUCCGUUACCGGAGGCGCCUGGCGGGAAGAGAGUAGGAACGGCGGCCGGGACUGUCAGAAUUGACCACAAAAUGGUUGACGAAGAUAUAAGCGAGAGGAAGCUGAAAAUUGCAUCAAUUCUGGACAGAGUUAAAAAACUUAAGAAAGCUGACGAUUCUUUGAAGUACAGCAGUGAAGAUAAUUGGACGGGUGAAUUGAUCUCUACAAAGUCAUCGGCUGAUACAACAGAACAUUCUGGAGUUUUUAAUUCUUUUCUGACACCAAAGACCCCAGAAGAAUGGCUAGCUUUUCUUUUAAAGUUAGAAAACACAGGCCUUCCACAGAUUGACCAUGUACUGCUUAAUAGACUGCUUGAUAAUUACAGUGAUGCCGUUGGAUCACUUCCGGCAGAAGAUCACAGCCACAAUGAGAGUUAUGCAAAAAUCUUGGUACGAUUUGCAGAGCUGAAAGCUGUUCUGGAUCCAGAUGAGGCACGUGACCAGUUCCAAAUUACAAGAUUAAACUGCAAAACAUUUGCUUUUGUGUUUACUGCUUUUGCUCAGUUCGAGCUUUCAGGAGGAAACUUUAAAAAAAGCAAGCAAAUUCUUCUGAGAGGAAAGGAAUGUGGAGCUAUUCCAGCUGAGAUGAUUGAGUUGGCAUUGAAGAACCUGCAAUUAAGGAAACCUCAGCUGAUAUCAGAGGAAGAUAAAGAAAAUUUAUCUUUGUCUCUACAUCAACAUAAUGGAGAAAAUGUUCAAAGCAAUGGCUUUGGGAGACCAAGGAAAACGAGAAGUGAAAGCUCAGGCGAGCUCUCUGUAAACAUGAGAUUUUUAUUUGGGGAAAAGGUUAGUUCACCUGAAGAUUGUGGAGAGAUGCAACGAAAACCUUUAGCAAAUGUGCCUAUUAAGACAUGUCAGUUUGGAAGGGUAACUGUACAGUCUGUAACUUCCUCAAAUGCUGGAACAACAAAUCCUAGUGUGUUCUCCACCUCAAGUGUUGAAAGGCAACUCGUUGAUUCUAUGCAUGUACCUGUCCUACCACCUUUGUCUAAAUCCAGAUGUGUAGAAGAGGACCUACAGUCUUCCAAAAACCAGUCAAUCAACAUUGGAAGUCUGGCAAUUCAACAGCAGCUCAAUGAGGACAGUGUAGAGAUGAAGACGGUUUCAUCAGUAAUCAUUAGAACAGACCGCAGCAUCACUGUCAGAGAUAAAGAUAUGGAUGAGACAGAUUCUACUACAGCACCAUACAACCCACAGUGUAAUAAAAAACAAGAACCAGUGCCCCAAAGUGACUGCAAAAUGGACGCAAAGCAGCUUGAGCCUCCAAAACCCAACAAUUCUGACAUGGAAUGGAAGUGGAAAAUUCGUGAGAUACCAAGUGAUAUUUUUCAAGAUGGCAAGCGAAAGAGUAUGGACCCCAGUGUUUUUCCAGCUGCCAGAAGGGUAUUACCACCAGUGGCAGUAUCUAAAUGUGAACCUGUUUUAACCUGCAGGACACCUGCCAAACCACAGGAGGAUUAUAUGAACUGUUUCAGAACGCCUGUUGUAAAAGACCCACUGAGACCUGCUUCAAUGCUUUCUACUCCAUGUAACAACUUACCCAGUUAUAACCACCCACAUACUCCAGCCAAUUCUAUUCUGCAGCCUUCAGCUUUCCCGAUGACGCCGUCAAUUGCAAUUAAUGACUGUAUCGUAGUCAAAGGAAGAAUUUAUGCAGUUUUAAAGCAAAUCGGUUCAGGUGGCUCUAGCAAGGUCUUUCAGGUUAUGGAUGAGAAAAAACAUUUAUAUGCUAUAAAGUAUGUGGACCUAAAGGAAGCUGACAAACAGACUGUUGAGAGUUAUCAAAAUGAGAUUUCUCAUUUAAAUAAACUUCAGCGACACAGUGAUAAAAUAAUCAAGCUGUAUGAUUAUGAAAUCACAAAGCAGCACAUCUACAUGGUUAUGGAAUGUGGCAGCAUUGAUCUAAAUACAUGGUUGAGAAAAAAGAAGACUCUUAACCCAUGGGAGAGGAAGAGUUACUGGAAGAACAUGCUGGAAGCCGUUCUUACAAUACACCAACAUGGUAUCGUUCAUAGUGACUUGAAGCCUGCAAACUUUUUGAUUGUUGAUGGCAUGCUUAAACUAAUAGACUUUGGAAUUGCUAACCAAAUACAGCCAGAUGUGACUAGCAUUGUUAAAGAUUCUCAGAUUGGCACAAUCAAUUAUAUGCCACCUGAGGCUAUCAAAGAUAACACUUCUUUUAAUGAAAAUGGAAGGCCAAGUUCCAAGAUUAGUCCUAAGGGCGAUGUGUGGUCUUUGGGUUGCAUACUGUAUUGUAUGACUUACGGGAAGACCCCAUUCCAACAUAUUACUAAUCAAUUCACUAAAUUGCAUACAAUCUUGGAUCCAAGCUAUGAAAUCGAGAUACCUGAUAUACCGGAGGACCACCUUCAGGAUGUUCUUAAAAAAUGUUUAGUGAGAAAUCCCAAGGAAAGGAUAUCUAUUGCUGAACUGUUGGUGCACCCAUACGUUCAUAUACAACCUCACCCUCACCCUCCGCCUCAGACAGAUCAAGUAAGGAAUGAUACUGCAAAGGAGAUGGAACGAGUUCUUGGAAAACUCAUUGCACUUAAUUCACCAAAUUCUAUAUCCAGAGCGGCAAAGAGUUUGUAUGAACAAUAUAGCAGUAGCAACAAGUGCCUUGAUUUGCGCCUAGCUGCCAAAGAGACCAGUCAGAACACAUGGACAACCAAGUAAAGUGCAACAACAAAAAUGUAAAGCUCAUGGCAUGAUCAUUGGGCAAAGGACUGUAGCCAAACCCUUGUGACUACUCCAGAAUAUUAACGCAAAGCCUCUACUGUGUCUUCCAGUAACACUACCACUGUUGGCUUGUAAAUAGAAAUGUAUAUGUAAAUUUUGUGUUUCUUUAUGCAUAAAAAAACUGAUGCACAUUACCCAGCACUAUUUAAAACAUUGGCUAGUCUAUAUACAUGUGUUGCCAUGCUUUAAAACAUGUGCGAAUGGCCUGAAUACAUUUUGGCAUUUGUGUCGGUCAAGGUUAUCCAGCAAUAUGUGUUGAUUGUGGUAAUUCAGUUGUAACCUGUUUAACCAUUUUUUUUUUUUUUUUUUUUUUUUUUGCCCUGGAACACUUUUUUUUGGUUCUAGUUUGAAUUCUCAUCAAUCCACGUUUCUGUACAUUGUAUAUUGCUGCAUUUUACCAUAUAUGCUGAAGUCAUUACUUUACACUUGAAGCCAUAAAAAUGUACACAAAAAUUCUCAGACAGAUUAUCAACAUCCCUGUGUGAAAUGUGAUUUUUUAGUCUGUGAAAUAACAUCCAUGUUCUGUAAAUGUUACUUUUUUUUUAAUAUGAAGCGUGUGUGUGUGUAUGUGUAUAUGUAUAUAUGUAUUUCUAAUGCUAUUCUAAAUAACGUCACCAAUGCCAUA